ACACACUCAGCGUCAGCGGCCAUGGGGCAAAGCGCCUCACGUCGCAUCCGCUCUCAACAACCACAAACCACUCAACAAGAUGAACCACGACCACAACGACGCCCUCGGAAUAUUCGAAAUAGUCUACUCAGUUUGAUGAGUAGCAAUGACGGAAGCGGUGCUAAUAGACGCGCAUCUCGACGGUGGUCAAGAGCUCCUCAACAACCAGCAGCUCCCAAACCGGAGGCUGCUGUUGUUGUGCAGCCAGCUGAUGACGAAGAUGAGGAGGAGCAAGAGGAAGAGAGUGUCGAGCUUGUGGUUGAUCCUCCAGAACCAGAUAUUGACGACAACAACGAAAGGCCAAGGACGCCUUUGCCACCGGCAACAGUCACCCCGCUAACCCCAGACGUCCCUCCGAUACGUGGAUUCCCGCCAGCAGGCACCCUUGUCAUUGUUCAAGGCGUUGUGCAUACAACCGAUAUUCUCCGGCCACCAUCUCCAUCUCAAACAGCCCCGCCUGCUAUCUCAAACAGCAGCAUUGAUGUACUCGGGACUCUUCUUACUGUCGCUGCACAGGCCACUGCCGCCUCUCUGCUUAGUGGUUCGACAAACAACACCGCCUCUCCCACUCAUCCUUCUCCGCAAUAUCAGCCUCCCAGCGCCAGGCGUAGGCCAUGGAGUGCUCUCCGUGAAAGACUCGGUCCAACAUCGCUUCCCGCUCUCCCAACCCCCGCACCUCCAACACCAACACCAGCAGCUCCAAACGCUUCCCCACAAGAUGAACGGGCCAGGAUGUUAGCAGAGAUGGCAAGAGCGUUCAACGUCGGUCUUGGGUUGAGUCCACCCGCACCAAAUUCAAGCCCACCCAACAACAAUGCAGAGGAUAACAAUACAGAGUCGAGAGAGGAAGCUGAUCCCCCAAUGGCCGCCCCAGAAGAGGGCACAUUUGAUCGUUUUCUUGUCGAUUUACAAUCAGAAUUGCGAGUGGCAUUGGCUCCAGAAAGAAACAACUCGGCUAUGCAGGACGAGGACUCGAGACCAUACACGACCCCGCUGCCCGACUCACCCACACUCGAACCCCUUUUGGAAUCAAACGAAGAAAUUCCGGACCUCAUGUCUAUUGAAAACGUGAAUUCCGAAGAAUCGACCGCCCCAGAACCGAGAGACGAUCGGUCGAUUGUUGAGCCACAACCACAAGACUCGAUUAGCCCAGAGCAAACGGAAUCGACACCAAUACCACAUCCUUCUGGCACUAGUCCCGGCGCCGUCAACUGGUGGCGACUGCAUCGAUUCGCGGCUAUUCCUGUUUUAGCGCGGUCUCCUACGCCACCGCCGACGUCAAAUUCUUUAGUACCAACUCCAUUGGAGGAGCAACCAUCGUCUGUGCCAGACUCCCCACCGUCACCAGAGACUUCGUCUUCACAGCGAACUGUUGUCCCCGUCAUAAUUGUGGGCCUUCAGAGUGUCCAAGUGGCAGCUGGCGUAGGCCCUAGUUUCCCGGCUCCUGUGCAUUCUGAUGUACCGAACGAUGGCAUCCAUGGUGUCAUACCCAUGCGUUCCCCUGAAAUAACUUCGCCGUCAGAAACCGUAUCUACCAGGCGGAGGAGUUGGUGGCAACCUCGUUUGCGACCUUCCUCAACCGCAACUCCACCUCCAGCGCAAACAACAGCAACAGAGGAAGAAGCGGAUACCGAGGACAUCGUUGCAGAACUUGAAGUCGAUGAUGAGCCAGAAGUCGACACAAAUUCUUCCUCUUCACACCAAAGCCCCUCUCAAUCGUCUCCACCUAGCAACGCAGCAACGACAGACUCUUCGCGCACUUUCUUGAUCUAUGUCAUCGGGGGGUAUUACCCUCCUGAACAUGGCAUCUUAACGAGUGGGGGGACACCGGAGUCGUUUGAAGCGCUCUUGGAGCUGGGGGAGUUACUAGGCCAUAUUCGGCCACCGACAGCGUCCAAGGCGGACAUAGCGCGUGCGGGUCUGGCGAUAGUCAAACGAGACGAGUUGGAGGGUCUAAGUGUCACUGCGAGUUGCGCUGAGAAGUGUCUUAUAUGCCUGGACGACUACACGGAGGAGGACCCGAUAAGGGUUCUGAAUUGCCGACAUGCUUUCCAUCAGGGUUGUGUUGAUAAAUGGCUUGAAACAGGGCGGAAUAACUGCCCUGCGUGCCGGACGAAGGGUGUGCCCACGGAGAACACCGGUUUUGGCUCUGGCAAUGUCACUGCACCAACGCAGGUUUAA
This is a messenger RNA of Mycena indigotica, 2220 nucleotides long. RefSeq names its product RING finger protein. The transcript is spliced from 3 exons. The coding region runs from base 22 to 2220 and encodes 732 amino acids. The record is from RefSeq and is a predicted model, not a curated record. NCBI's taxonomy places the organism in Eukaryota, Fungi, Basidiomycota, Agaricomycetes, Agaricales, Mycenaceae. Gene Ontology annotation, molecular function: ubiquitin protein ligase activity.